Molecule: messenger RNA, 3434 nt
Organism: Amoebophrya sp. A120
Lineage: Eukaryota; Dinophyceae; Syndiniales; Amoebophryaceae
Source: the annotation of a GenBank genome assembly
AGGGAAACAAAUCUGUUGUCUGCGAAACGUAAAGUAUAUCUGUUGUCUGCGAAACGCAAAAACUCUGUCUCUGUUUCUGUUGUCUGCUAAACGCGAAGGAUACUAUUUUCAUUGGUUUGCUGCAUUGUCAUUGAGUUUUCACCACGGAAAACGAAGCUCUCGGAGUGUUGCCCUUUUCUGCGUCUUCUUCACGGAACUUUGAGUUUCCCCCGUCUUCUUGACAACCUGCUUGUCGUGAAGGUACAGUGCCACUUUCAACUUCUACGGACCACGGGUUGCACCCUGUUCCCCAGCCAGAAUCAGCAACAAGCACUGCUGCGUCCGUCGUGCUAUCGUUGAGGUACAGCAGAUCCGCCAAAAAAAACGAAAGCCAAAUAUGUCCUCCGCACCAACGUCUUUCGCACGACAAACCAAUACCGGCGACGCAAAUGGGGGCAAGGGGAAGGGUAAAAAGAAGUACUCCUGGAGAAAAGUCACGACCCAGCGGCCUUCGAUGACCACGGGCGCAGGAGAGGAUACUACCUGCUACAUGAAGAAUGAAGCGAAGGGAAAGAAGAAGAAGAAGUUCUAUUGGAGAAAAGUUACGACCCAGCCCCCGUCAACCUCCACGAACGCAGAAGGAGACGACCAACAGCGGCUCAUCACAAAAGAACCUGCUCCAAGUGCGAAUGAUUUUUGUGCGAAAAACAAGAAGAGCAACGGCAACCUCGACAUCAAAAGCGCUAAUCUUCCGAAUGUGAGCGACUGUGACAAAUCACCUUCUGUGGUAGCGCGGCUAAAGGAUCAUGGUGGCGAGGGAGAUGAAACUCAUACCUCAACCUCCACAACGAGCAACGGCAGCACAAGCUGUGGCGGUACACCCGACAUACUUGCAGAAGUGAUAUCAGAGACGGAUCAGGAAAGUUGUGAGGACGGUAAUCAUGAUGAGGAGGAAAAAAACCCUUCCUUCAACAUCGCAAACAGGAAAAUGUCGCUCACAGAUUUGCCACUGGAGCUGAUUUUUGAGAUCGCGAGCUUCGUCGGACCUGAGGUUAAAUUGCAGUUUUUCGGCAAAAGUAGACCAGGUGUUACUGGUAAAAGAUCAACAUACUACCGUCCCCUGUCGGAGAAGCAGCUGGUUCCGUGGCUGGAUUUCUUCGGCCCCAGUUAUGUGCUGCAGAAUUUGGAACACGACAUUCACGAAUUUUUUACCGGGUUUCUCGGUCGGGAUGCGAAUAAUGAAGCGGAAAGUGUGGAAGAGAUUCAACGGAGAUCCACCAGUGAUAGGAGCAGGGGUAAAAUUGAUGCAAACGAACAUACCAGAAUGAGGAAGAGGAUUGUCAGCAGGCACAGAGAAGACGAACAAGCAAAUGAGAUGAAUGCUGCUCAACGUCUUGCUCACGGUUCUUCUUCUUCCUCCCCUUCACCAUCUCCAGCAGUUUCUCCACAUCAAAGUGCAAAAGACCAAGGUGAUACUAUUCUGACCAUACCGGAUGGGUUCGGCGGAACACUGAAAUUCGAGGCAGAGGACGUGCUGACCAGUCUCCCACUGUCGUCUUUCUCCUCCAGCUCGCACGACGGAACUUUCCCGGAGAAGUUUUUCUCCAUCAGAAUUUACUCCGACCUGUUCAAUUUUGCGCAAACGUGCAAGCAACUCUACGCGGAUUUGUGGCAAGACCCGGAGCACCUAUUCGCGAGCUUUUACUUUGAGAAUAUGUCUUGCAAAAGUAGGGUGUUGGUACGGAUAAAUCGUUGCACUGCAAAUUAAGAAAUUGUUUUCGGACGCAUGAUGCUUAAGAGAAAAAGCAAAAGUGCGAUUUCUAGUGAUGCUACAUCCGACAGGGAGGCUGCUUUGUCAUGCAGAUACAGUACUUAUUGCAAUUUCACUGACACCAGCACACUAACUUUUGGGCGGCAUAGGGGAGAGGAACGAACGAAAUAAUCCAAUCGCGGAGAAGAUGAUUCGUAAGAGGAACGAGCAGCAAAAGCGCCAGGAAGAUAAACGAAAUCAAGAAAACAACACGACGAGGACCACUAGUGGCGCUUCUUUUCCACGACCUCUCAGUGAAUUGAAAUUAGAACAAUUACCAUCGGAAAAUAAAUGUCUCUUGUUCAGUAACUCCAAUUUGUUUGGUCUCCCGGCGUUUUUGGAGUACAAAAUUUGGCACGCGGAGGUACGGAGACAGCGGGAGCUGGUGUUGCGCAGUUGCGCGGAGGUUUCCACUGGGACUGGCGUAGUUGCCAGCGCUACCAGUUCUAGCAGUAGGUCCUCUUCCUCUACUUCUGCUUCUCCCGAGAAAAGAGCGGAAUCAAAAGUAAAUCAACCAGAUCUACUGCUGUUGUCAAAAACAAAACAAGCAUCCGAUGAACAAAUAACCGAAUCGCGAAAAAUAACCGAAUUCGAUCGGAUUUGGGCUCUCGCGGGUGCGGCAACCACACUCCCGACGCGGUACGCAGGCACCGGCGUGGCUCCCUUUCACGGGAAUUUCGCAUCUUUCUGGGUGCGCUUCCAACAGGGCGGGCCGCUGUCGUUUGCUUUUCUCACGGAGCCCGAAUUGUUCUGCGGCUUGGUUUCGAUGGAGGAGGUGAAGCGACACUUUUUCUUCGAACAAUUGGUGUACGCGAAAAGAAUGGCCGCGAAAAUAAAGACGGCCGCGAAGAUGAAGCAGGAGGACAAGGAAAUAUUGAAAUUGGAGCAAUCAAAUUCAAGAACGGCAGAUCAUCAUGUUGCUGACACAUCACAAGAUGUUGACAGUGGCGGGCUAACUACCCUCCGAAAUUACACCGCCGCUGUCCAUCUCGACGGCGAAAGGAGAACCACGGUUGUAACGAGCAGAUUUAUUGAACCUGCUCCAAAUUCUUCGGGCUCCAACAAUAUUCCCCCGGUGGCUGCUCUCCACUUGCGGUGGUGCAGCCGAAUCGAACAGCAGCUGCGGGCUGCGCUGCUGCGCAAAAGGAUCUCGCGACAUGUGCGAAAGAUGGCCGAGGAGAGGCAGAGGACGGGGACGUCGGGGGAGACCGAAACCGCUGGGUUAGAAAAUAACGCAAAGGAAAUGCAGAGCAGCAUGGAAAAUGAAAACAAAAAGACAAACACGGAGAACACGAACACGACAGAGGAAAAUCAGCAGAAUUCUCCAUCUACUGCCGCCGCUUGUACCAAGACCAACCGCACAUCAACUACCGCUACCACUCUUGAAGAUGAACCAUCACGGAAUAGCCGCCCAAAAGGUGUGAGCAGAGGGACAUCAAGUGGAUCAUCUUCAGCAUCAUCUUCAUCUUCACUGCCAAGCAAAAAUGCGGAAGAAGAUGCAGUGGCUCCCCAGCAGGGUCCUACAGCAAAAAAAAACCCGGUGCUGAGCGCCACCUACGACGAAAUUUUUGCGAACCGGGAAUCCGCCGAGAGUUACAUCGCAUUGCUGGUAAAACAUGGGCCUGUUGAGGACGUCGAAGGGUAA